Molecule: messenger RNA, 1487 nt
Organism: Chiloscyllium plagiosum (whitespotted bambooshark)
Lineage: Eukaryota; Metazoa; Chordata; Chondrichthyes; Orectolobiformes; Hemiscylliidae
Product: gap junction gamma-1 protein-like
Biological process (GO): cell-cell signaling
Cellular component (GO): connexin complex
Molecular function (GO): gap junction channel activity
Source: RefSeq, a predicted model, not a curated record
CUUCCUUUUGCCUGGUCUUUGUUUGAAAGAGGGAGAGAGUGGGUCGUGCAUCUUGCACAGAGUCAGAGGUUCCGGACUCUGGAGUUGGUUUUCGAAGAGUUUGGACCAAGGCCAGUUAUUGACCUAGUUUUACGUGCCGUUGUGCUGAAGGCCUCACUCUUCGAAGAUGAGUUGGUCCUUCCUGACGAGACUCCUUGAGGAGAUCCAUAACCACUCCACGUUUGUUGGCAAGAUCUGGCUGACGGUCCUCAUUGUGUUCCGCAUUGUUUUGUUGGCAGUUGGUGGUGAACCUAUCUACCAUGAUGAACAAAGCAAGUUCACAUGUAACACUCAGCAACCUGGUUGUGAGAACGUUUGCUACAAUUCCUUUGCACCCCUUUCCCACGUCCGGUUCUGGGUCUUCCAGAUCAUUAUGAUCUCAGUGCCAUCCAUCAUGUACCUUGGCUAUGCCAUACACCGGAUAGCCCGGAUGGAGGGUGCCCAACAGCCAAAACCUAAGAGAAAGAUGCCCAUUGUGCAUCGGGGAGCUGCUCGGGAUUACGAGGAGGCAGAAGGUGAUGAUGAGGAAGACCCCAUGGUCUGCGAGGAGAUUGAGCAUGAACCUGAGACUGAGGCUGACAAGAAAGCUCCUGAGAAGAAGCCACAUGAUGGCAGGAGGCGUAUCAAAGAAGAUGGGCUCAUGAAGAUGUAUGUUUUUCAGCUCCUGAUGAGAACUCUGUUUGAAAUGGGUUUCCUGGCUGGCCAAUAUUUUCUGUAUGGAUUUGAGGUGCUCCCUGGCUUUGUGUGCAGUACGAAUCCUUGUCCAUACACCGUCGAUUGUUUUGUGUCACGUCCCACAGAGAAAACCAUCUUCCUGUUGGUCAUGUAUGUGGUCAGUGGUCUCUGCUUAGUGCUCAACUUUGCUGAGCUCUUCCACCUUGGCCUUGGCGGCAUCAGGGAUGGCUUGAGGGGCAGGCGGCUGGCCUCCCGCUCCCCCCGCCCCUCCAAGGCCACCCCCUAUGCCCCUCCAGGCUACCACUCUGUGCUUCGCAAGGACAAGACCAAGCUGGGCAAUGGGAAUGUGCCAUACCGAGACAACCUUGGUGGACUGGGGCCGGGGAGCUUUGAGAUGUCUGAGGCGGUUCACCGACACCUAAAGCUCGCUCAGGAACAACUGAACAUGGCGUACCGGGCAUCAGGAGAGCUCCCUCACCAACCUAGGAGUGGCAGCCCUGAGUCAAACGGCACAGCUGUCGAGCAGAACCGACUGAACUUUGCUCAGGAGAGGGAGGGCGCCUGUGCUGACAAAGCAGGUCUGCGUGGGUGAUGCUGAUGGGAUGGGCUCUUCGACCUUGAGAUUCAGAGAGAGUCGAUGCUUGAAGCAACAAAGGGACCUCGACUGGAAAGACUCACAUUUCAUUCUCACUCUUUCGGCUUUAACAUCACCAACUUGCAAAAGCAAAACUACUGGAAAGAGCCGGAUUGGGAGGGGACACUGGAUUUGGGGU